AUACAUGAGUUCUUCUUCUAUCUGUUGUUAAAACUUUCAGUUUCUUCCUAUUACCUUACAACACGUUAUCAGCACCAAUUUUCCUCAGUUAAAAUGGGAGAUUUGAUGAAAAGACAAUUCAAUGUGCUAGACUUGUCUGGGCACAAUUUUCUGGAAUGGACUGUUGAUGCACAGAUGAACUUAAAGGCCCAAGGACUGGAUCAUACCAUAAAAGAUAUAAUGGUUCCAGGCACCACAGAAAUCAAAACUGCCACCGAGCAGGAAAAGGCCAAAGCCACAGUCCUCAUAAGGCAUCAUUUACAUGAUAGCCUGAAAACUGAAUAUCUGAUGGUGGAGAAUCCCAAAGAGUUGUGGGAUAGUCUUAAAGAAAGAUAUGGACACCAUAAAAGGGUGCUCCUGCCAAAGGCUCAAUUUGACUGGACUAAUCUGAGGUUCCAGGAUUUUAAAUGUGUUAGUGAAUAUAAUUCCACGUUACUCAAAAUUGUAUCAUUGCUGAGAUACUGUGAUCAAGCGGUCACAGAAGAUCAAAUGAUAGAGAAAACCCUCUCCACCUUUCAUGCGAAUAAUAUUCUAUUGCAACAGCAAUACCGAGAGAGGGGCUUUUUUCAAAACUAA
Spinacia oleracea (spinach) is the source of this 615-nucleotide messenger RNA. RefSeq lists its product as uncharacterized. The record is from RefSeq and is a predicted model, not a curated record. The transcript is spliced from 2 exons. NCBI's taxonomy places the organism in Eukaryota, Viridiplantae, Streptophyta, Magnoliopsida, Caryophyllales, Amaranthaceae. The coding region runs from base 94 to 615 and encodes 173 amino acids.